Messenger RNA from Talaromyces proteolyticus, 408 nucleotides. RefSeq lists its product as uncharacterized. Lineage: Eukaryota; Fungi; Ascomycota; Eurotiomycetes; Eurotiales; Trichocomaceae. The record is from RefSeq and is a predicted model, not a curated record. The transcript has 2 exons. The coding region runs from base 1 to 408 and encodes 135 amino acids.
AUGAGCGAUGAGGCUCCGCUAGACUACUCGGUCCCGCCAUUCCCAUCCCUCCAUCUCCCCGUCAUCGGAGUGCCGCAAGCUCAGAACUACUUAUAUCACGCCGAAGAUAUCUGGCGAUUCACGCUCUACUGGACACUGAUUCUCCAUAUUGGACUCCAUUUUGUGGUGGCAGCUUUUGCAACCGCCAUUCAAUGGCGGAAUUGGCGAAUGAUGUGGGCAGUGCCCGUUGCCUAUGUAGUCGUAUCCGGUCUAGAGGCUUUGUUGGCUGGAAGUAUGGUUGGGUUAAUUCUUGGUUGGGUCUAUGAAGCGGGCAACUUUACAAUGACCACGUGGAUACCAUUAGUUUGGGCUGGCAUUAACGUUUUAGUUGUCAUCAUCUCGAGCUUCCCGAUGCAGAGUGCAAUUUGA